GUAUACAAGACUUGUGCGGCGUCACUGAGAGGGAAAGAGAGGUCAGAGAGGGAGAGCGAAAUAGAGAGGUAGACCGAAAGAGAGGGCGCAAACUGAACGGAGCAUCUAAGAGGAUAACUGCCUGUUUGUUCACUGUGUCUCUACUCCUGCUCUCUCUCCCAUUCUGUCUCACACACGUGCCUGCACACACACACACACACUCACACACACACACAAACACACACACACACACACACACACACACACACACACACACACACACACACACACACACACACACACACACACGCACACACGCACACACGCUGACAGUCACCUGCAAAGCCACAGUGCUCAGGCUGGGAGAUGAAGAGGCUCACAGUUGAGGAGAUGAAUUUGGGGAGAAGAGAGUGAAACAGAGGGCACAGCAGACGGAGAGAGAGCGAGAGAGAGGGGGACAGAUGGAGUACUCACUGAUUAUACUAGGGAACGGAGGAUCGGAGCACACAAGGCAGCAGUGAAAGAGAGGAGUGAAAGAAAGAAAGCAAGAACAAACUGGAGCGAUGUGAAAAUGAAAGAAUACCAAAGAACAACAAACAGCGAGCAGGAAAGAGAAGAAGAAGAAUGUGAGUAAAACAGUAAAGUGAGAGAAGAGAAGAAGAGGUGGUGUGUGUGACUCCUCUGUUCAGGAUAUACCGAGCAUCACUUUACUUCUACCCAAACAGCCCACGACAGAGGGAGAGGAGGACUAGUCCCAAGAGAGGAGGAAAAAGAAAAACAGAUAAUCAGAGGGCAGGUGUAAAAUAGUGAUAUAAGGAAUACAUGCUCUUGGUUGGUGCAGUGGAUUAACUGGCUAUUCUGUUAUCCUGCACAAUGAGUGGAAGAUGAGUCACUGAGAAGAGGUACUGGAAGAGAGAGAGUGAAGGAGAGAAUGUGAGAGAGGAAGAUAGACCAUUAUGGGGAGUCACACAGUGCUUACCAAUCCAUUCUUCCUCCAGCCCCCUGGGACAAUGCUAAGCGGACAGGAAGGGCCAGCCUGUAUAUUCGGGGGAUGGGAAGGAUGGAUAAGGUGUAUUCAGAGGAGCUGUGCCUAUUCGCUGGUAGAUACAGUGCCCCUGUCACGAUUCCAUCUCCUGGGAUGUUAUUAGAGGUACGUUGGAGCUGAGUGCAUCCAGGAGUCAUGCAACAUAACUGUGUGCCCUGUUCUCACGCUCACCUCUCUCUUCUGGGUCUUCUGACUUAUUUAAUGUGAAAUAACAUGUCCUCUUUUAGAUGUAGAUUUUGUAUGAGGCAUACUUUAAGUUGGCACUUGCUCCAUGUUUAAUGUGCUGACGUUAUUAUACUUUUAAUGCGGCUAUAUAGAACUGCUCUUUAUAAGGAAAUCAGGAAGCUGAGUGGACGAAAAUUAUAAGUAAAUGAAGUUCUGUGGACUAUGAGACUCCGGUUCACCCUGAAGACUUACUUUAUGACGUUAAAGCUCAGAAUACAGUUCUCUCUAUCCAUAGUCUGAGCAAAGUACAAACCUUCUGGCUUUGGUUACAUUUCUCAGGAAGUCAGAUAGCCAGAGAAACACAUACACACACACACACACACACACACACACACACACACGAGAAAGGACCAGUCCUAUGGAGUGCUGCAGAAGGGGGAUGGCAGGACGGACGGCACUGCAGUGUGACAGUUAUCUCAAAUCACCUCCAUGAUCACUCAAACCAACAAGCUACAGCUGUCUCCCCAGAUCUGCUUGGUGAUGGAACUCCAGCUCAACAAAUGUGACAAUACAUGUAUCCCAUUGUCAUAGAGAAGAAACGAAUUGUCAACAGACAAAUUGUAUUGAGAUAGAAUAGAAUUACUCCUUACUCUCUGACAGAGGAUUUUAUCACGUCAAACGGCCUGCAGGGACUGUGGAUGUCGGGGGGAAGAACAAGACGCCACAGGAGACAUGGUGAGCAAAGAGCCGAAUCACUUGCUCAUUGGCCAAUACACCAACAGCAAGACAGCCGACAAGCCGCCUGGCGCCAUGACCGUGCGCUCCGUGCUGCUCAACCGCGACUCGCCGGACAUCGAGAGCCGCCUCAAGCGCCGCCGCAACCGCACACACCAGGUGCGCUUCAAAGACUUGGAGGAUGGCAGCGGCAGCGGGACCACUGGCCCUGGAACCAAAGGCUCCGAGAGGACUGCCGCUGAGCGUGACAGCCCCCACCCCCUGCGGAAGAACACCCCCAUAAGCCCCAUGGCCCCGCAGGGAUGGCUAACAGAGAGGUCAAUGGGGGACGAGGUGUCCUCCAACCAGGCCUCGGUGGUUGGGGCUGUCCGAGGAGAUAUGGCAGACACCAUUGAGGUAGUGGCAGCGUUUUUGGCUCGGGCGCCCCCUCAUCCGCUCACCCCGGGGCCCACGCGCCGCUGCUGGGCACCACCAUCGCCCCCACGGCCUUGCUCCCUCACACUACCUCUCUCCCGGAGGCAGUGCACCAGCAUGGCCAUCCAGACCUCCUCCUGCCUCAAGAAGCCCAAGCCUAAGCCUCCGGCGCCCUCGGCCGUCAGCACGCGCAACCGAAAUGUGGGGGACUCGGUGGGGGUGAAUGGGGAUGACGAACAGGACGAUAAAAAGAAUGAGUACUACACUACCCGCAACCACAUUUCAGAACCUGCAUCUAUAGAUGGAAACGGCCCUGGGUCUAAGGCUAAACAGGGAUUGGUGGACCAACCCCACUGCCUCAGGACUAGCGAGGCUAACGCUGAGGCUAACGCUAUCCACCCUGCUGUUGGGAAUCACAUGGACUCUUCCAGGCGUGACUCUUCUUCUUCCCCUCACCCAGUUUGGCUUCGGCACACUGCAGAGCCUUGCUACUGCGGUUCUGUGACCUGUGGGAGAGAGGGAUCUAAACGCCAGGGGAGUGCAACUCUGUCCCAAGUGAGGAGGAGAUGGCGCAUGAACCGUGGUAUCAGUGACCCGGGAAGGGAGGUGUCCUACUGUACCACUCCCACACAGACAGACAGUCCCUGUGUCUCCCCUCCUAACUCCCCACCUCCCUCAACUGUGCAGCCCUGCACCUCCCCACCUCCCUCGACUGUGCAGCCCUGCACCUUCCCACCUCCCUCGACUGUGCAGCCCUGCACCUCCCCAACUCCCUCGACUGUGCAGCCCUGCACCUCCCCACCUCCCUCGACUGUGCAGCCCUGCACCUCCCCAACUCCCUUGACUGUGCAGCCCUGCACCUCCCUACCUCCCUCGACUGUGCAGCCCUGCACCUCCCCACCUCCCUUAACUGUGCAGCCCUGCACCACCCAAACACAAACUGACAGUCUCUGCGCCUCCCCGCCUCCUCCCACCAUGCAGCACUGCGCCUCCCCACCUCCCUCGACUGUGGAACCCUCCACCCCCCAAACUCAGACUGUGCCUCUCUAUGCUUCCGUACCUAAAACUGUGCCAACCUCCACCCAUCCAUAUUGUGAAACACCACCACUGGUGGUUCUGCCUUGCGCCUCCCCACCCCGGUCCAUCUGUACAUAUCCCCCGAAAAAAUCAGUGCUUCCCCAAACUGUUCUUCCAUCUAAAGCUCAAACCCCUCCACCUCUCGCUACACAAACUGAAACUGUCCCACCCAAACUAACAUGCACCGCCAUAACUACAACCACAGCCUCAAAUCCAAAUUGUCCCACCGUACCACCAACUCCAACGAUAGCCCCUAUACAGCCCCUAAUUGCCAUGACCCAAAACCAAAUCCUGUUCUAGCCCCCUCCACAGCCCCAACUUGCCCCACCCCAACACCAACUCCAAAUAUAGCCCCCUGCACCAUCCUAACACAAACUGCCCUAUCCUG
Messenger RNA from Salmo salar (Atlantic salmon), 3803 nucleotides. The record is from RefSeq and is a predicted model, not a curated record. NCBI's taxonomy places the organism in Eukaryota, Metazoa, Chordata, Actinopteri, Salmoniformes, Salmonidae.